AUGAGUUCGGUAUCAGUUGCGUCAAUGUUGUUCGCCGGCGGCUGCCGCAGCCUCGCCGUUCCUUUAGCGGCACGCGCACUUCGCAUUUCACUUAACAAACACCUCACAUUACACGCCUCUAGUUGGUGCUGUCGGAGUUCACACAACAGUACCGUCUCACUCGCCGGUGAAACUGAAUCCUCAACCGCCGACGUCGGAAACUUAACCGAUACUUGUUCUUCCAAUAGCUACCCUAAGUACGAUCGAUUGCUUCCAUGUCCAAAACACAAAUCUCCACCAAGAAUUGAACACUUAGUUGUUUCAGAAGGAGGAAAUGUAUUAGAAUACAUUUGCAAAGCUUUGGAUCUUCCUCAUUUGUAUGUUGCAGACCUGAUUCAUUUCGGAGCUGUGCAUUUCGCGCUUGUUUGUCCGAAGCCUCCUCCUACUGCUACUGCCGAGCAAAUUAGGGUUUUCAAACAAGUAACGGAUCCGUUGGUUUUGCGGAAAAGAGGUUCUAUCAAAGGAAAAACUAUAAGAGAAGCACAGAAAACUUUUCGUGUAACUGAUGGAGAUCAGUUUGUUGAACCGGGAACUUAUUUGCGAGUUCACGUGCACCCCAAACGUUUUCAUAGGUGCUAUGAGAUUGACUGGAGAUCAAGGAUUAUAGCUGUGAAGGAAUCUUAUGUAGUUUUGGAUAAACCUGCUGGUACUUCGGUAGGUGGCACUACCGACAACAUUGAAGAAAGUUGUGCAACCUUUGCAACUCGUGCCUUGGGAUUGACAACACCGUUGAUGACUACCCAUCAGAUUGACAACUGCACGGAAGGCUGUGUAGUAUUGGCUAGGAAUAAAGAGUAUUGCUCUGUCUUUCAUGGCAAAAUACGGGAGAAAAAAGUGAAAAAGCUCUAUCUUGCUCUUGCAGCUUCUCCUUUACCAAUUGGAAUCAUUAACCACUAUAUGCGUCCUAUUAACAUGGCACCUCGACUUAUUUCUGAAGAUUUUAUCAAGGGAUGGCUUCUUUGUCAACUCGAGGUCAUGGAAUGCAGAAAGGUUCCUUGGCCAACUAGUGUUGUUCAAGAUGAAUAUUGUGUUGAAGACUGUGGGUGGCCAUCUCAAGAUUAUGCAUACGAGUGUAAAAUCAACCUUCUUACUGGUCGAACUCAUCAGAUUCGAGCUCAAUUUGCUGCUUGUAAGGCACCUUUAAUUGGUGAUUCUAUGUAUAUGCCAGCUGCAAUUGCAGAGAUGAUUAAUCUUGGACUUAAUCCAUUUGGAAAGUACAAGAAAGAUUUUACCAGUGAGAGUGAAAAAGAAACGGAUGUUACAAAUUGGAUUGCACAGCAUGGAAAAGAGCCAAGUGCUGCAAUUGGCCUUCAAGCUUGUCAAAUUUCAUGGGAUGAUGAUGAACACUUAUACAGAGCUGGUUUGCCUUGGUGGAGGUGUUAA
This is a messenger RNA of Vicia faba (fava bean), 1422 nucleotides long. The record is from the annotation of a GenBank genome assembly. NCBI's taxonomy places the organism in Eukaryota, Viridiplantae, Streptophyta, Magnoliopsida, Fabales, Fabaceae.